Messenger RNA from Ahaetulla prasina, 889 nucleotides. It is a transcript of the gene TRAPPC6B, whose product is annotated as trafficking protein particle complex subunit 6B. Bases 317 to 874 code for a protein of 185 amino acids. Gene Ontology annotation, cellular component: cis-Golgi network; trans-Golgi network; TRAPP complex. Lineage: Eukaryota; Metazoa; Chordata; Lepidosauria; Squamata; Colubridae. Gene Ontology annotation, biological process: regulation of GTPase activity; endoplasmic reticulum to Golgi vesicle-mediated transport. The transcript is spliced from 7 exons. The record is from RefSeq and is a predicted model, not a curated record.
UUUCCCCUUUCCGCAAGAAAAUCGCCCCAUUAUUCCGAAACGAACGAACCCAUCACGUCUUCCGAAAGCGUUUUAAUAUCGCCCCUUGCCUAUUAUCGCGUUCGCUACAAGAACACCCUACUCCAGGAUCCGCCGGUAUGCGGUAACUAAAGCGAGGCCGGAACGUCCGGAAGCUCCGCCCCGGCAGGCCGACGCCGGUUGCCUUGUUACGCUGCCUCGGCUCUCAAACGGAGCGGCCGGGGGCUCGGUUUGCAUCGAUUGGCUCGGGGUGGGCAGGGCCCGUGGGUCUCUUCUCUAGGCGAGAGAAGAGCUCGGCAUGAAUAAGUCGGAGAUGGCGGACGAAGCUCUCUUCCUCUUGUUGCACAACGAAAUGGUGUCCGGGCUGUACCGCGCCUCCGAGCAAGGCGAUGGGGAAAAUGGACGUUGUAUUACAAAAUUGGAAAACAUGGGGUUUAGAGUAGGACAAGGAUUAAUAGAAAGGUUCACGAAAGAUACUGCCCGAUUCAAAGAUGAAUUAGAUAUAAUGAAGUUUAUUUGCAAAGAUUUUUGGACUACUGUAUUCAAAAAACAAAUUGAUAAUCUCAGGACCAAUCAUCAGGGUAUCUAUGUACUUCAAGAUAACAAAUUUCGUCUUUUGACUCAAAUGUCUGCAGGGAAGCAAUAUUUGGAACAUGCCCCUAAGUAUUUGGCAUUUACAUGUGGACUAAUUAGAGGCGCUUUAUCAAAUUUGGGAAUAAAGAGUAUUGUGACAGCUGAAGUUUCAACAAUGCCUGCAUGUAAAUUUCAGGUGAUGAUACAGAAGAUGAACUUUUACAAUCGUUUGCGAGGGAGAGGGCGACACACCUGGAUUGUAAGGCAAAGUCCCAUGAUGUGACAACUGCACCAUCAC